GAUGGAUUAAGUGUGUAACUAUGAGGUGAAUCGGCGCUGGAACAGGAGUAGUUCCCCGAGAAAGAUUACUCAACUCGAGGCAACAUCCGCCAAGUUUCUCACUUGGGAAAGUUCGCCUGGAGUGAGCCCGCCGGGAAUCGAACCCAUAUCGCCUCUUUUUUUUAGCGGCAUAACUACAUGGGCACUGCUUGAAGCCGCUUUCGUCAAUCUGACGGUCUGCGCCAUUCUUCCGGGACACCCAGAACAUUGGAUGAAGUGUAGUGUGUAACCAUGGUGCUGCCAUCUGUGAUGAAUGGUGAAAACCAAAGUGCACAAAGUCAAAGAAACCACAGUCUGCAAUGAUGGAAAACGCAAGUGUACCAGAAGUUUCACUGGAAAGAACCCUAGCCAUUGUAAAACCAAUUGCUGUUAAACACCUCCAAGAUAUAAUUGAUGUCAUCAACUCCAACGGCUAUGAGAUAAUUCAGAAGCGCAUGGUGACGCUGACGCUGGAGCAGGCCAGCGAGUUCUACGAGCGCCAGGAGGGCCUGCCGUCGUUCCCGCUGCUGGUGACGUACAUGGCGAGCGGGCCGGUGGUUGCGUUGUGCCUGAUGGGGCGCGACGCCGUCCAGGGCUGGCGCACGCUGCUGGGGCCCGACGACCCCGCCGAGGCGCACCAGUACUUCCCCUUCAGCCUGCGCGCGCGCUUCGGCAGCCCGGACCUCGAGUUCGAGAACGCCCUGCACGGCAGCGCCACUGCCGAGGAGGCCGUGCGCGAGAUACACUUCUUCUUCCCGGAGAUGAUAGUGGAGCCACUGCUGACCGGCUCCGCACUGCAGAGCUACCUGGCCGAGAGCGUGAACCCAACCUUGCUGGAGGGGUUGGCAGAACUGUGCAAGGUGAAGCCGGUGGACCCGGUGGUGUGGUUGGCAGACUGGCUGCUGCUCAACAACCCCAACAAGCCCACCGUCGACAACCCUGCCCUGCUGGCUGUUGGGUAGACAAGCUACGAGUUGAGAUGUAUGCGCACAGGAUUAUCUAAUAGUGUUCAUGUUUGCACAUGGAAAUUCUCUCGGUGGUAUUGUAUUAGUCUUGAUACAUAUGUUUGAAAAGCUGAAACACAGUGUUUGCAACAGCGUAGUAAAUGUAAUGUAAACAAUUUUUCACUACGAAAACCAGUUAUAAGGUCCAUUAUAAAUAACAAGCUUUGGUUUCUAAAAAAAUUUAUGUUAGUAGUACCAAUGGUCUACAUAUCCUUCUGCAAAGUACAUAAACAAAUUGAUGUGAUUACAUCACUGCUUUUUUAAAAAAACACGUGACAAGUAAGAAAUAGGUUUCGCUGAUACUACUUUUCAAAACUGUCAGCUUGGAGACAAGUAGCAUGAGAGAUUUUACCACCAUCUGCAUGUGAAAAAGCUGUCUGGUUCACAGAGCUUGUAUUACACACACACACCUGUAAAAAAAAAGAUAGCAUUAGUUUUUUUUUAUGUUUGAAUCAAAAGAAUUAUCAUUACUCUCAUUGGAAUCCCAUAAAAUUGAUAAAAACAAAUAUUGAUACAAAUACUUUUGGAGAGGAAAUAGUACCUACAGUAAAAGGAGACAAGAAUAAAAAACAGCAGGAAAACAUGACAGGGUUUUACUGUAGCUAGAAUAGAAGCUUCUGGGUAAUAAGGCAAACAAUAACCUAAAGUGAAAGAUUAAAUAUUUAAACAAAUUAUUAACAGUCAAUAUUUAUACAGCCCACCAAACCAACAGAACACUUUGAUUACUGUUCACAUUAUUUUCUAUAAGUUGCUGCUCAAUAUAUUUAUACAAAAAAUACUGUGAACUUCAAUUCCAUUUCAUGGAUAAACCAGUGAAUUAAUUUUAUUAAAAACUUGAAAUAACAUUUUAAAUUUUCAUUAUUUACAUGAAAACAUUUUGUGCUGUUUUCCUCUGUACAUGGGAUUAUUCUAUUUCAAGUUGAAACACAUCUGUUUCAUCACUGAUAAAUUCAAAAAGUAAGCUGCUGCUGUGACGCAUGGUGGUAGAUCAAUUGCAAAGGAGUGCCUGUGGUUUCUGUUCUAGUCCAUGGUUGUAGAUUUUUUUUUCACCUCUACUAUAGCCCGUCCCACUCUUAGAUUGCAGUACACAGCUUAUGGCGCGCACUGUUGCCAAAUCUCUAACACAUUACGAAUUUCAGGAGAUGCGUGUAUUUGUAAUUUGGAUCGAACAAGAAGCAUUUUAAGAAAUCAUAUCGUAAUUUAUAAUAUUUUAUACUAUUACACAUAUAAAAUUGUAAUAAUACCACUUUUAUGUAAAUUUCAAAUAAAAACUACCUAUUGUAGACGAAAAUUUCUUAUAGUUUGCUUUUCUGUUCUAAAAAUCCCAUAUAUAUAUAUAUAUAUAUAUAUAUAUAUAUAUAUAUAUAUAUAUAUAUAUAUAUAUAUAUAUAUAUCACAUUUUCAUGGGCCCGAUAAAUGCCGUAUUUUUGGACAAGUCAUGUCCAAAAUGAUAAAUAAAAUACAGUAAUGGAAAUUCUCGGUCGAGUAAGUUAUGGGAAAAAUCUGAACAAUUGGUUCGAAAUGGGGAAGAUUUUUUGAAAAACAGGAAAAUCGCAACAACUCCCAUAAUAUGAAUAAUAUCGAAUCCGUUUUAACGUAUGAUAACUCGGAUUACCUAAUGCAGAAAAAUGUUUUCUAAAUACAUUUUUGAUACGACCAGCCAUAACUGCAUGGGUUCGAAAAAAAAUUUUCACCGGACAAAAAAACGUAACUGUCUUAGUAGACAACUUAUCAAAUCUGUUUAAAUUGUUUGUAAUAAUAUAUUUAUUUUCCAAAACUUUGUCUAAAACAAUGUUUGAUAAGAUGCUUGGUGUUGAGAAGGAUAGAAAAGUAAUUAAAAAUUUUGUACCAUGAUCGCUAUUGAAUUCCUUCGUAUUUCAUACAUUUUACAUAUUAUGUUCAAGAAUCGAUUAUAAUAUUUUUUGUUGACUAAGGAAGCCAUGUAUUUGAAAUUGCUUGUAGGACAGAACCCCACUUAUCUAAACACACGACCCUGUUUCCUCUUACGACGGUAGCGCGCGCUCUUGUACUGAUAAGACACAUCUUUAACAGCUAUUUCCACGGAAACUGUAGAAGCAAUUGAGAUGGGGCUGCUUUUAAAAACUAAUUCAAUUCAUUGUGAACAUUUUUCUCGCUUUCGUCCCCCAUCUAUCUUUAAUAGAAAAAAAUUUUUCCGCGGGUCAAACUUUUGAUGUUUCAGUUUGUGAGAAAAUGCAUUUCAAUAUAUUAAAAAAAUUAUUUAAGUGAAACCUGUACAGUUUUUGUCUUAACAUUUGUUCGGUGGCGUCCUAAGGCAUUAAUUUACUAAUAAAAAAAAUCUGAAUGAAAUACACAUGUAGGUUUUCUUUUUUUGAUGUGAAACAUAUCGGAAUACUUCAAAACAGUUCGCAGCGAAUAAGUUAUGUUUUUUAAUUUUUUCGGACACUUAACAAUAUUUUAAGUAUUCAAAAGAAGCAUUGCCUGAUGCGUAUUUUGAUUCUAUACAAUAUGAAAAAAGCUUGGUCCAAAAAUUAAAAUUUUAAAUUUUGUUUGAUAUUUGGCAACAACGCACGAAGAAACAAGGACAGUGCUAACGGCAAUUGGCGUGUGUUAGAGAGAGAGAGAGAAUGCGCCCAUUUACUUCCACACUGCAAUCUAAGAGUGGGAUGCUCUAUAGUAUGCAUUUUGAAAUAAAAAUAAACUUAUAAGUUUAAGAUGUUAAAAUAAGUCUUGAGUUUUCAAUCGUCCAUGCCAAUUAUUCCAGUACUGUUUUACAAGACUGCAAUGAAAAAACUUUAAAUACUUGUAAAUUUAACAAUUUUGAUCAUGUGAUCCUAUUUUAAAAAAAAACUGUAGAAUUGCACAAAUGUCUUACAGUCAACAUUGAUCACACUUGUUCAUGAGUUAUAGCAGUAUAGCAUGUCAAAUAUUUGUACCCGAAUGCAUAUAUUUGGACGUGUCAAGAGUUGAAUUGAUAGUAAAAAAUUUUUAUUCAACCAUUUGCACAUGCCUCAUUAAACAUCUUGUCAUCUGGA
Molecule: messenger RNA, 4036 nt
Organism: Bacillus rossius redtenbacheri
Lineage: Eukaryota; Metazoa; Arthropoda; Insecta; Phasmatodea; Bacillidae
Product: nucleoside diphosphate kinase homolog 5-like
Exons: 5
Coding region: 339-980 (213 amino acids)
Biological process (GO): cilium movement; UTP biosynthetic process; negative regulation of oxidative stress-induced intrinsic apoptotic signaling pathway
Cellular component (GO): cilium
Molecular function (GO): nucleoside diphosphate kinase activity
Source: RefSeq, a predicted model, not a curated record